GGAAAUGGUCUCUAGAAACGUAGUAUAAAGAUGCCUCUUAUCAGCACUUCAUCAACUCCCAUCCACCACCAUCAAUCCGGUCGAUCCACUCUCAUCAAACAAACAAACUCCCGUGUUCACAACACGCCACAAACACCAACAUCAACAACCAACAACCACCAUGUCCCCCAAACUUCUCACCAUCUUCUCCGCCACCGGCCAACAAGGCCACUCAAUCCUCACCACAAUCCACGCCCACCCCACGCUGACCAAAGAAUACACCCUGCGAGCCAUAUCCCGCACCGCAGACUCGCCCACUGCCCUCUCCCUAAAAUCCAAAGGCAUCGAAAUUAUCUCCGCAGACCUCAACGACCCCGAGACCCUCCCAGCAGCAGUUGCCUCCUCGCACACUGUAAUCCUCAUCACCUGCACGACCUACGCCGCGCCAGACCUAAAAGCACUGGAACUCAACCAGACCAAAUCCGUCGGUGAUGCCUGUGUCGCAGCGGGUGUUAAGCAUAUCAUCUAUAGCAGUGCCGUGUCUGGACGAGAAAGCUGGGACGGACGUGCCGUGGACGUGUUUGAUUCGAAGGCUGCCGCGGAGGGAUAUCUUCGGAGUCUACCGAUAAAGGUAUCAGUGUUCUUGCCAGGGGUAUUCAUGCAAAACUUCGAGACGUUCAUGAAGCCAACACCCUGUCCAAGUGGGGAUGGGUCGUGGGUGGUAUCUUGUGUCGUGGACGGGGCGAAGAAAUUACCUAUGGUGGAUGCGGCGGGGGAUAUGGGUGCGUAUGUGGUGCCUUUGUUGCUUGGUGAGGGGGAGGGGGUGGGAAAGACGUAUGCGUCCAGUGGGGUGUGGUCAUUUCAGGAGAUGGUGGAGGUUAUGGGACGGGUGUCCGGGAGGAAGGUCAGGUAUGAGAGGUUGGAUGAGAAGGUGUAUGCGGGGUUUAUGCCGGGGACGAUGGGGCCUAAGGUGGUGGAGAUGUUCAGGUUUUAUGAUGAGGUGGGGUAUUAUGGCGGGGAUGAGGAGGGGAAGGUGAAGGAGACGUUGAGGGUGGUGGAGGGGAAGGUUAGUAGUUUUGAGGAGUUUGCGGGGAGGCGGUUGAGGGAGUGGUAG
This is a messenger RNA of Aspergillus ibericus CBS 121593, 1093 nucleotides long. Its product is annotated as hscarg dehydrogenase. NCBI's taxonomy places the organism in Eukaryota, Fungi, Ascomycota, Eurotiomycetes, Eurotiales, Aspergillaceae. The transcript has a single exon. Bases 161 to 1093 code for a protein of 310 amino acids. The record is from RefSeq and is a predicted model, not a curated record.